GUAACUAUUUGUAUUUUUGUUACAGCCAAAGAGUUCGCCCGACAAUUCAUGAUGUUAUCACUUCAAAGAUUAAAUCAUAUGCUAGAGAGGCUUCAAAGUCCAACAUAGAUAAAGUUGCAAAAAGAACGGCAUCGGAUGUGUCACAUUCACAUGGAGCUGUCACCUGUUACCAACUACCUAAACAGAAAAAGAAGAAUGAGGCAUCGACAUUGGCAACACAACUUGUUGCUAGUCCCAUCUCUCCAGUUAUGGCACCCACAGGAGAUGCUCAGCAUGCAGCUAGUCAGCUUCUUGGUUCAAUAUUUGAGUGUCUAGUAGGCAUACUUGAGAACCAUAUUACUGUUGGAGAGCUCCUUGAACAAAAAUCAUCAACUGACGUUGACAGUGUAAACACACCUCAUGUGGCAAAUGGGGACACAAGCUGGAAUCCAGAUUCUGAAUACUCCCAACCUACUGGUGGUUUUAGUGUUGCAUUCUCUCUGUCAGUUGUUCAGAGCGAGUGCCAGCAACUUCUGUGUGAAAUUUUGCGGGCAACUCCAGAAGCUGCUACUGCAGAUGCAGCUGUUCAGACAGCUAGGCUUGCAAAUAAGGACCCAGUGAAGGAAAAGAGGGAUGGAUCAGAAGGCCUUUCUUUUGCUUUUCGCGUUACAGAUGCAGCAAUCUCUGCGCAAAAUGAAGGUCAAGGAUGGAGAAGAAACCCAGCUGUACCCCAAGAAGGGUAUGGAACAGCAAGCAUCAUACCUGAUCAAGGGAUUUUCCUAGCUGCAUCAGUUUACCGUCCUGUCUUUGAGUUUAUGAAUAAAAUAGGAUUGAUGCUUCCUCGAAAGUACUCACAACUUGGGUAAUGUGCUAAAUUUAAUUUUGAUUCUGAUUCAUUUGUGAAAUUGUGCACCUGUACUCCUACAGUUACUAUUCAGUGUGUACCUUAAUGCUGUCUAAUAACUUGAGUUAUAUAGGUUCAUUGAUGAUAUGUGGUGUAAUGUGUGUGUUUAUCAUCCCAUGUUUCUGACGCCAGCCUUCUUUUUCCCCAGACAGUAGACUUAGUAGUA
Triticum aestivum (bread wheat) is the source of this 1049-nucleotide messenger RNA. Its product is annotated as exocyst complex component SEC8. NCBI's taxonomy places the organism in Eukaryota, Viridiplantae, Streptophyta, Magnoliopsida, Poales, Poaceae. The transcript is spliced from 6 exons. The coding region runs from base 249 to 845 and encodes 198 amino acids. The record is from RefSeq and is a predicted model, not a curated record. Gene Ontology annotation, cellular component: exocyst. Gene Ontology annotation, biological process: Golgi to plasma membrane transport; exocytosis.